AUGAUGUACACUAUCCAUGAUGCACACAAGAAAGGUGUUACAGCACUUGCCUCCACCAGCUGCUGCCGUCGCCUCGUGAGUGGUGGUGGGGAAGGCCAGGUACGUGUUUGGGACGUGUCUGAGUCACGUCAUAUUCCCGGACUCACACGUGCCUCUGGUGAACGGCGUGGGUCACAUCGUACUGGAGGAGCGGCUGGUGACCGGAUGACAGAGACGAGCUCGAGGUUUGUCACCAAGCUGACGGCCACCAUGAAAGAGCACGCAAACGCAGUUUCUUGCAUAAAAAUCAGCCGUGACGACAAGUCUUGCGUCUCGUCAUCUGCUGAUGGUACCUGCAUUGUAUGGUGUCUCGAGUAA
Messenger RNA from Protopolystoma xenopodis, 357 nucleotides. Lineage: Eukaryota; Metazoa; Platyhelminthes; Monogenea; Polystomatidea; Polystomatidae. The record is from the annotation of a GenBank genome assembly.